UAAGUCCGUAAAAAAUAAUAUCGAUCUGAAAUUAAUGAUAAAACAAAAAAAUACGAAGCAAUCGAAUAUCGUGCUUUCAAUGCCAUCAAAUGAUUUUAAUAAAUCUUAUAUAACCUCCUUUUCGAUCUAAAUUAAAUUAUUAAUUAUAAAUCAAUCAAAUCUAUUAUUAUCAGAAAUAUUAUUUCGAAAUCGAAUUUUAUAUUUUUUGUCGCACUCAUGUUCACGAAUAUGGAACAGAAUUCUAAUUGUAACGAUCAAGAUCGAUUGCAUUCAUCAUUAAGACACAAUGGUAUUCUUCGCGGACAAACUACUACUAUAACAAAUAAAAUAAAUUCUCAACAGCCAACGAAAAGAUUACCCUCAGCUGACGAAAUAUCGAUCCAGUCAGUGAGCCUGGUACAAGCAACAAACGGAACGAAUCUAAGAAAUCCACUAUAUCACCAAAAACCGACUUCCUAUCCCAAGGAUUUUAUAAGACGAAGAUUUUGCAAAUGAAACAAAAAAAACAAUUCGACCAGCAAAUUUUAAAAUCUGUUAUCAAACCAUCCAAUUUUGUCUCACCACCGACUAUUCUAACAAAAACUAUGGACAAAGUACGGAAGCAAAUCCCGACUCGAACUUUGUUAAAUUUGAAUCAAAACAAUGAAGAGAAAAAAAUCGAUAAACAUUCGAUUCUUUCGAAAACGACGAGAAACAAUUAUCAAAUAAUCGCAAGCAAAGAUUCGUCGGAUUGCAACGAAGAAAUUGUUCAUUGUUUCGUACCAUCAAAAAACAUAUCUUCGCAGGAAAAUUCUAUUAUUAUUAAAGCGAAUACGUCCGAUGAAACAGAAGUAGAUAAUAAAUCCAUUGAACCUAAGCUGAUUGAAGUGAAUGAAAUACCCUUCGAAAAUCUAAGCAUAGAUCAUAAUAACAAGGAAACCUAUUUUGCGGUUCAACGGAGAGUGGAAGAAGCUGUUAAGAAUAAAAAGAUCUUUCUGAUACGUGGUGAUAUUCCGUAUUUGGAAAAUACAUUAAAAAAAAGAGGUUGGAUAAAGAAAUACGAAUCUAGAAAAACGAGACACGUACCUUACGGUAGUGUAGCUAUUAUAGAUUCACCGUCGAUUGGCAAUAUUCAUCUUCCAGACGGAUCCUUGAACGAAGAUUAUAUUAUUUUCACUGUGUUGAAACAUGUACCACCAGACUUUAUUUGGGAUUGUAGAAAUGAUUUUGUGGAAUGGACGGGCCAUAUCAAACCUGAAACUUUGUUGAAUAGAUAUGAAAAAUCAUUUAUAUAUACGUCGAAGCUUGGAAUGGCAAUAAUUUUGGAAAAUGUUCAUUGGCAUACCGAAGAUAAUAUUGCCUCUGUACAAUAUCCAAGAAGUUACAACGUUGCCCGUGACAAAACUGCAUUUCUCGAUGAUUAUCGACAAACUGCAGCGGUGAGCCUUUUAAAAUGGUUUACCGAUCAAAUCGAUCAAGGUGUCGAUAUAUUUAAUAAAGGCUCGUCGCCAAUUUCUUUGAGACAAAUCGAAUUCGCGAUAAAACGGUGUGAGAAUUUUAUUGCCAUGAAAAAUGACGAAUUUUUGGACGUAUCAGAAAGUCCUAUUUCUCCGACAGAGUGGGAUAAAUUUAUCGACGAUUACGUUAUGGCUGUUCAUCGUGGUAAUGGAAUUAUGGAAGAAAAUUUUCAAGAGUACAACAAAGAACGAUCGUCUUUAUCUAUACUGUACGAUUCGGCAGUGAAAAUUUUAAAGAGAGUCAAAGAAAACGAUCCUCAAUACGAGUUAAAUGGAAUGCGAAAUAUUUGGAUCUUAAAGCCAAGUAAUUAUUGCUGCGGUGUAGGAAUUGCAAUGGCCCAUAAAUUAAGUUACAUAAUUAAGAGGGUACAGGAUUGCGCAAGAGAUUAUUUUAUUGUACAAAAGUAUAUAGAAAAACCAUUACUCGUUAAGGACACGAAGUUCGACGUUAGGCAAUGGUACCUUGUUACUAACAGUUAUCCGCUAACUAUAUGGAUUUACAAAGAAUCGUUUUUACGUUUUAGCUCAAGGCCGUUCUCUUUUGAUAGCUAUCACGAAGCGAUACACAUUUGUAACACUGCAGUCCAGAAUAAAUAUAUUAUUCCUAAGACUUCCAUUCGUUCUCAGGAUUGGGAUUGUGAAAAACUUAACGAAUACUUAAAAACAAUAGGCUACACGGGAGAACCAUGGUACGAACAAAUCUAUCCAAAAAUGUGUCAAGCUAUAAUCGCUACUAUGUUGGCAGCACAAGAACACAUGGAUAAAAGAAGAUACAGUUUUGAAUUGUACGGAGCAGAUUUUGUAAUUAUGGAGGAUCUAUCCGUUUGGCUGAUAGAAAUAAAUACGAAUCCUCGUAUGCAUCCACCUGGAACCAGAAUCACUCAGAGAUUAUAUCCUAAUGUAUUGGAGAGUCUUAUAAAAGUCAUAAUGGAUUAUCCAUUCGAUCCAAACGCAGAUACAGGAGAUUUUGUGUUAGCGUAUAAACAAGUGAUCACCGAAAUACAGCCAAAUACUGGAUUAUGUCUAACUGCUUUGGGUAAAGCCAUGCUAACAAAAUCCAAAAUUGUACAACAGCCGAAUUGGCAAUACCUCUGA
This is a messenger RNA of Vespula vulgaris, 2591 nucleotides long. Its product is annotated as tubulin glycylase 3A-like. NCBI's taxonomy places the organism in Eukaryota, Metazoa, Arthropoda, Insecta, Hymenoptera, Vespidae. Gene Ontology annotation, molecular function: protein-glycine ligase activity, initiating. Bases 492 to 2591 code for a protein of 699 amino acids. The transcript has 11 exons. The record is from RefSeq and is a predicted model, not a curated record. Gene Ontology annotation, biological process: protein polyglycylation; cilium movement; cilium assembly. Gene Ontology annotation, cellular component: cilium.